GCGGGCAGGACAUGGAGGAGACGCCGCACAGGCCCGUCUGAGCAAACAUUCAAUAUAUAAAGAAAACACUUUUUAUGUGCACCUUCCACGGGAGACACACAAAGAGACCGACGCGGAGGUCCGGGGAACAACCGCGGAAGUGAGAGGAAAGAGGUGGGGGUGGGGGGGGGGACACGGCUACUGACCCAUCCCGGAGCUUCGGGGGUGAGAAGCGGGGCGAGGACGGCGAGGAGAAGACGGAGAAACAUUUCCGCUCGCCCCGAUGGACUGAGGCCAGAUGAAUGAAGACCGCCUACACGAACGCCUAUAGAUGCCUGGCCAAGGAUCUGGACGCUUACGCCAUGAACACGGACAUGACGAUGGACGGCAUCGGCGGGAUGGCGGUGGCCCCUGACGUGGAGCUGAUGAGCGGCCACAGCCCGCAUCACGGCCGCGGGGGAAGCUCCUCCGGGGCGGCGGCGGCGGCGGCGGCCCUGCGGAUCCACCAGGACCUGGCGUCCCGCUCGGCCAUGGUGUCCGGCAUGGCCGGCAUACUGGACGGCGGCGGCGGCGGAGGCGGAGAGUACCGGCCGGACCUGUCCCUGCCGCUGCACCACGCCAUGAGCGUCCCCUGCGACACGUCCUCGCCCGGGAUGGGGAUGAGCGGCACCUACACCACCUUGACCCCGCUCCAGCCGCUGCCUCCCAUCUCCACCGUGUCCGACAAGUUCCACCACCACCACCACCACCACCACCAGCGGCUCACCGGGAACGUCAGCGGGAGCUUCACCCUGAUGCGGGACGAGCGGGGACUACCGGGCAUGAACAACCUCUACAGCCCCUACCACAAGGACCACAUGUCCGGGAUGGGUCAGAGCCUGUCCCCGGUGCUGGGCCCCCUCCACAACACCCAGCAGGGUCUCCACAACUACGGCGCCUGCACCACGCACGGAGGCCACGACAAGAUGCUCAACUUCGACCACACCGCCUCCAUGCUCACCAGAGGGGACCACCACCAGCACCGGGGCCUGGCCGGGCCGGGGAGCGGGAUGAUGCCUCACCUGAACGGGAUGCAUCACCCGGGACACCCCGUGUCCUCCACGGGCCACCACCCCCACCCUCACCUCCAUUCUCCAUCCCACGGGCCGGUGUUGGCGUCCACCCGGGAAAGACCGCCCUCCUCCUCCGGGACGCAAGGGGUGAACAGUUCGGGCCAGCUGGAGGAGAUCAACACCAAGGAGGUGGCGCAGAGGAUCACGGCUGAGCUGAAAAGGUACAGCAUCCCUCAGGCCAUCUUCGCCCAGAGGGUGCUGUGUCGCUCCCAAGGGACUCUCUCGGACCUGCUGAGGAACCCCAAGCCCUGGAGUAAGCUAAAGUCAGGCCGGGAGACCUUCAGGAGGAUGUGGAAGUGGCUGCAGGAGCCUGAGUUCCAGAGGAUGUCAGCUCUCAGACUGGCAGACCAGGGCUAUUCGACCGGUGGCCAGGGGACCAAUGAUGACGAUAAUGACACCAGACCGGCCCAUCAGUUCACAUGCAAACGGAAGGAACAGGACACAGCGAAGGACCGCAACACACCAAAGAAAUCUCGGCUGGUCUUCACCGACCUGCAGAGGCGCACCCUGCUGGCCAUUUUCAAGGAAAACAAGAGGCCUUCCAAGGAGAUGCAGCUCACCAUUUCACAGCAGUUAGGCCUCGAACUCACCACUGUCAGCAACUUCUUCAUGAACGCCCGCCGCCGGAGCCUGGACAAAUGGACAGACGACGGAUCCAGUCCCGGCGGCCAAUCUUCGGCGUCCAGCACUUGUACCAAAGCCUGAUGAUAUGUGGAUGAGAUGACAGCGAAGGGGUUAGGGUAGGGGGCAUAGGUACAGGUUUAGCCUGAUCUCCCAAGCAUAGCGAGAAACCAAACGUUUUACAUGUUUUUUGUUUUUGAGAGGGGCUGCUCACUGUGACCGCUUAUUUUUAGCCAAACCGCCUUUUUCAAACUCAUCAUGACUCCAUCUACAAGCUGAAGAAUGAUCUCUUCCUAAGAAGAAACAAAAAUAUCGUUGCUGGGACAAGAAACCGAUACACUAGCACGAAAACCAAAGACGAGAGGACGAUAUAUGUUUUCUAUUAUGCAAUAUAAGCUAGGAACCAACCAAUGAAAGCUUUAUAACGACAGAAUGUGCUUAGAAUCAAAGUGAGAAUUACCUCCAAUUCAUUUUGGAGCAAACCAAAGAAGUUGUCCUGACAACACCACAGUGAGUGACCUAGUUCCUUGACCACGGAAGUAAGCGUUUUUGGCAAACUCAAAAGGUUUCCCUGGGUUCAUCUGACCCUCAGCUUCACAUACGGCGACAGAGAACCAAAGUCAUUUCUCCUUGUGCUUUCGCAGUUUCGAGCAUCUUUUAAAGCGACAGUCAUACCAAUGUCAGAAAGCAGAGAAUGAUUAGGAAAUGGCUAAAUAUGCAAGCACAAACACACAUGAAACCUUCCUCACAUUUCGAGCCAACAUGUAGAACUGCAAGUUUGCAGCGGAUACGAAUACUGUAAUGUAUGUGAGCACAACGUCGAAGCACAUUUUCUUUGCAAUAGAACCGGGGCUCACCUCCAAGCCGAGUGGUUUUCACAUCUUAGGAAACUCAGGAUGCCAUCUUUUCUAAACAGUGGCUGAAAUCCACUCUGCGUUCUACAGUCAUCGAGUCAUACACAACGUACACGCUUACAGUCAUUUCCCUAAAUGCUUUUUACGCAAUGACAGACAUGGUCAAGCUAAGCCAUCUUUUUCCUUUCCACGCAUUAGCAGUAGCACAAUCGUAAACUAGGACAAACAGACCUGUAAAGGCAGUCACACCGUCACUCAUAUCGUUGAGAUUUUAGCUAUUAGUCGCGUAAAGCCGUAAAGAACCAUCGUCCAGGCAAAUGGUUCUUGGAAAAAGUACAUAUACAAGCAUUAUCCUGUAUGUUUGAUUGCCCUUAAAGACAGCGGUACACUUAAGGGCUAUCAAAUAUUCUACUUCUUCCUUUUUGGUGUAAGCGUUAAUGCCUUUUUGGAAGACUGCCAUCCAAACACCACAGAGACCAGCAGCCCAUUUGAUCCCACGGGGAGCCGACCUGCUCAGGCGAAUCAGGGCCUUUGUAAUAGUAAAAGAGGACAAUCUAAAGACGAUGCCUGGCAAGUCCGUCUCUUACAGCGGGUCACUGGGCUGUAAAACAAUAGGACAAGUCAUAACGCCACAAACAAAUCGUGUGGAGUUCUAAAGACUUCAAAUCAUCAACAUGUGAGAUACAAUUUGUUUGCCGGUUAACUUGUCUUUGCGUUUAUUCAAAAGGUCACCCCAGCAAUCGCAGAUUAGGAAAUUCCAUGUAACAGCCUUUCCCAUACCAUGCAAAUACUAACACCCAGCAGCACCUAACCAUGUUCCACUACACAAUCCCCUCAUCAAUCAUCCCUCACACGAGCUAUCAAACCAAAAAAAAAAGCAACCAAACCAAAGCAAAAGGCGCCAGUCAGCAGCCCCUCCUCCUUUAGAAGACCCAGGCUGAGUCCCAGCCUGGUUAGAAGCAAGCCAAAGGCUCCAGAACGAUUUAAAAUGGACACUUAUGACUUUUUCUAUUUAUUGACAAAUCGAAACCAAAGAAAACCCUUUUUCUGCACCUAACUGUUCCGACAAGCGAACCGAAGAUGGAAGAGAAUUACUACCAAAAACAGACAAAAAGAUUUUUUUAAAAUGUUCAAAAAAAAAAUAAAAAAAAAUAAAAAAAGAGCGGAGGCGGAAAUGUCAAGGACUGAGGACGACAUCGCGAGGAAGAGGAACAGACGACAUCAGGAAAAGUAGCUUUGUUCUGGCCGAGAUCGCGUCAGGUCUGGCCAAGUCUUGGGACUGAAAAGGGUAAAAACCACACGAGAAAGACGGAAGGAUGUUCUUCCCUUUCCGGCCCGGAACUUUAAUGUGUCUCUCACGGUUAAAGAGUGUCUUUAACGUGUGCCUAUGCAGUUUUUCAAAGAACAAAAAACAUGGUUAAAUCGAAACGAACAACAGAAACCUCAUCAGCUAACAAACCAAAGAUUCACUGUUGACUCCAGUAGCAGUUCUCCUCCUCUUGGAAAGGAAAAUCAGCUUCCCGAACCGCUGAAGGUUGGUUGUACGCACCGCUCGACCGAUUUCUUCCAUUUCAUAUUCUACAAACCCAAAAAUGUCUGAGUUUGUGCUAAGACAAUUAGUCAUAAAAGUAGGUUAAAAGCGAUAGCUAGCUAGCAAGUAUGUGGGUUCAAUCUUUCUGGAGAUUGAUUUAUUCUUAAAAAGUUAGCAUUAUUUUUUACAAAUCAUGCGAAUAACCACAAAUAAAGAAUUAUUUCAGCUGUUUGCCUUAGCCGUUAGCUUCUUCACAAGGCAUGUUUACCCCCAGGCUGCGACGCGGACUAUUUACCGUAUUAAUUUGAGCAAUUGGCAGCUCAACAAUUAGCCGUAAUAAAAGUAAGGUAAAAGCAACAGCUAGCAAGUACAUGGGUUCAAUUCUUUCUGGAGAUUGAUUUAUUUUUAAUAGGUAGCAUUUAUUGGACAAUAACCACAAAAGGAUUUUUUCAGCCAUUAACCUUAGCAGUUAGCUUCUUUACAAGGUAUGUUUACCUCCAAGCUCCCAGGCUCCGACGCGCACUAAUUACCGUGUUAAUUUUAGAAAUUGGUAGCUCAACAAUCAGCCGUAAUAAAAGUAGGGUAAAAGCGAUAGCUAGCUAGCAAGUACGUGGGUUCAAUUCUUUCUGGAGAUUGAUUUAUUUUUAAUAGGUAGCAUUUUUUUAGAAUUACCACAAUUCACCCAUCAGUCUUAGCCGUUAGCUCCUUCACAAGGCACGUCGACCUCCAAGUUUUCAGGCACCGACGCAGACUAUUUACCGUAUUCAUUUGAGGAAUUGGCAGCUCAAAAACAAAAACAUUGCUAACUGACUACAUUGCUUCCCUCGUUCAUGUUUUGCUUCCAUUGAGUCAGCCACGAAACGUUGACGUUUCUUCUGACUUGUCGCUAAUCUACCGCACAGUCUACAGCUAAAAGAGCGACAAUUAAAACGCUAUUUUAAGUGUGUCGUUCACACCAAAGACCGUUUUAUUGUAUUAGUACACUUAGGCCCCGUUUACACUAAGAUUAUCCAGGGUAAAUCCCACCUAGCUUUAUCCUUGUCCAGACACACAAUGGUCGAUUAAGAUUCCUCCGUCAGCCGGCACAACGCAACCUAAUACACAUGCGUGGAAAAUGCAAACGUCGUAGUCACCUCCAGUGUUGCUUUGUGUGCGAGUUCUUGAAUUUAACUUAACUGAAUAUCCAGUGUUGUGGUAUUUCAAUUAACUGGGGCACUAUUGGAGUCAAUCACGCCUGAGCCAUCGUAAAUCAAUCAAAUCUUUAUUGGACACGAAAGUACUGACCCGGACAUUCGAAAGUUCUCUCGCCGUCCGAGAAGUGUUGUAUCCCAAAUAGCUGCAAUGGCUUUCUCUUAAGGUACUCAUGUGUGAUUUCCACGAGCGUCUGUACAUGUCACGCCUGAGCCAUCAUAAACUUAAUCAAAUUUUUAUUGGACAGGAAAGUACACAAUGUGACAAAGAACAUUUGACAAUAAUCAAUCAAGGGAUCUAGAUAUCUGGUCAGGACGCCUUCACCUUCAUUGUUUAAUCGUUUUUGGUGACUUUGUAUACUCUGGACCUAAACGUCGACUCCACGACAUACAUGGCGGAUAAAAACUGAUAGUCUGCUCUGCCAGUCCAAACUCGACAUUUUCUGUAGUCUUGUAAUACAAAGCACACGCUACUUUUUUUAUAUUUAGUUAUUUUUUCUAAAUCAGAUCCACGGGAGCCCGCAUUCUCGUUGACUUUCCUUGCACAAAGGGAUGAAGGUUUUCGGUAAGUAGAAUCACACCUGAGCCAUCAUAAAUUAAUCAAAUUUUUAUUGGUCAGGAAAGUACACAAAGUGACAAAUCUAGGGCUCUAAAUAUCUGGUCAGGACGCCUUCACCUUCAUUGUUUAAUCGUUUUUGGUGACUUUACAUACUCUGGACCUAGAUAUUGAGUCCACGACAUACAUGGCGGACAAUAACUGAUAGUCUGCUCUGCCAGUCCAAACACAUUCGCCAUUUUCCGUAGUCUUGUAAUAUCACAUCCGCAGGAGCCCGCAUUCUCGUUGACUUUCCUUCGACACAUGGACAAAGUUUUUCGGUAAGUAGAAUCACAGCUGACCCGGACAUUUGUAAGUUCUCUCGCCGUCCGAGAAGUGUUGUAUCCCAAAUAGCUGCAAUGGCUUUCUCUUAAGGUAUUCAUGUGUGAUUUCCACGAGUGUCACGCCUGAGCCAUCAUAAAUUAAUCACAUUUUUAUUGGACAGGAAAGUACACAAAGUGACAAAGAACAUUUGACAACAAUCAAUCUAGGGAUCUAAAUAUCUGGUCAGGACGCCUUCACCUUCAUUGUGUAAUCGUUUUUGGUGAUUUUACAUACUCUGGACCUAGAUGUUGAGUCCACAACAUACAUGGCAGACAAUAACUGAUAGUCUGCUCUGCCAGUCCAAACACAUUUGUCAUUUUCCGUAGUCUUGUAAUAUCACAUCCACAGGAGCCCGCAUUCUCCUUGACUUUCCUUCGACAAAUGGAUCAAUCAAUGUUUACUUAUAUAGCCCUAAAUCACUAGUGUCUCAAAGGGCUGCACAAGCCACAACACAAACCACUACGACAUCCUCGGUAGGCCCACAUAAGGGCAAGGAAACUAAAGUUUUUCGUUAAGUAGAAUCACAGCUGACCCAAACAUUCGAAAGUUCUCUCACCGUCCGAGAAGUGUUGUAUCCCAAAUAGCUGCAAUGGCUUUUUCUUAAGGUAUUCAUGUGUGAUUUCCAGAACCGUCUGUACAUGUCUGGAUGACUCGCCUCCAUAUUUCCGAAUUCCGAAAUUGCAUUUUUAUGAAGCAGCUGUUGCGCGUUCUGACUUGACUUCUGGAGUGGGGCGCGGUCUCUCUGGCGUGGCUUUCUCUUUGAACUCAGCUUGUGAACGAUCAAUGAGUCCAUACAAAGCUAAGAAUCGGAUAUUCAAGAAAUGUACAGCGCACUUACCCGUGUAAAAAAUGUGAACCUUAAACGUGGUUUGGUGUGGCUGAAACGGGGUUUAGGUUAGAUGGUUAUUCCUUUAAGGGGUUAUCCGGCUUAGUGUAGACAGACUAAAAAAUGCGGGUGUAGUUGAUUAGCAUAAUGUAGGUAGCUUGUUAGCGCCAAAACUCACGAGGCACAGUCGCUGGAUCUUCAAGAGGAGGAGAACUCUGCUGCCUUUCCGUGGUCUACCACAACAGUUCAUGAACGCAACAUGACACAAGUUCACUGAGAGAAACUGCUCAAAUAUCGGUCAAAUAGCUUUAACCUUCAUUUUUUCUCUCUAUUUCUGUAUGUACAGCUUCUAGUCCAAAGAGAUAGGGCCACCCGCCUUGUUGACCACGGCCAGUGGAGGCGAAGUGGCGGCCAUUUUCCUUUUCUGACUGGAAAAUACCAUAUGAAACCAAAAAAAAAAAAAAAAAAAAUGUUCCAAAGAGGUUUUCAUUGCUUGUUUGCUCCAAGUACUUAAAAAUGAUUUGCCAAUAAUCACGUGGAGUAUUAUUACCACUACAUUCCUACUUGUUAUGUUUGGCUGAUGUCUUUUUAUUUAUGUUUUAAUCGUAAUUAAUUUAAGCGAACAAAUUUUGUUGCCAAAUCUCCCCGAACCUUUUACCCUUUUGAUGAAGUUUAGCUUUGCCAAAGUUUACAUCAUUUUUUUUUUCUUUUUCCAUUUGAUGCUGUAUUUAUUUAUGAAGUGUUUAGAACACUCUAGGUUUGUACUUGACCAUAAUUUAAUGCUAUUUAAUUAGAUGUAAUUGUUUUUAAUGAAUAUUUAUGUAUUUAAGAAUGUUAGUUGCAUCAAAGAUGCAGUGCUUACGCCUUUUUAAAUUAUUCCUAGUUAGCAAAUAAAAACAAAUGUUUUAAUAACCGCUUACAGUAGACUUAAUGACAGAACAAUGUAGAAAUGUCAACGUAGAUUUACAAACCUUUUGAAUGUCCACACUUCUGCACCACGUCUAGUAUUCUUUGUCAUUUUCCAUAGGAGCCCAACAAUGAUGAGCACUGCAUCCGGUUUUUUUCUGUCUGCUAAUUUAUUGCUUGAUUUUGAAUUUCUUUUGCAUUUUGCUGAUCAUUGUUGUAAAGGCCAUGAAUUUCAGGCUGAUGUUUUUGACGG
Nerophis ophidion (straightnose pipefish) is the source of this 8191-nucleotide messenger RNA. RefSeq names its product one cut homeobox 2 (gene onecut2). Gene Ontology annotation, molecular function: DNA-binding transcription factor activity, RNA polymerase II-specific; RNA polymerase II cis-regulatory region sequence-specific DNA binding. Gene Ontology annotation, cellular component: nucleus. NCBI's taxonomy places the organism in Eukaryota, Metazoa, Chordata, Actinopteri, Syngnathiformes, Syngnathidae. The coding region runs from base 282 to 1796 and encodes 504 amino acids. Gene Ontology annotation, biological process: regulation of transcription by RNA polymerase II. The record is from RefSeq and is a predicted model, not a curated record. The transcript is spliced from 3 exons.